AUGAAGACCCUCACUAGAUGCCUCACAUGGGCAGGUGUGAUAAUUCCCUUCGUCGCAGCCCAGAACGCGAAUGUUACGUUGGUCCCAGCAGCUACCGGUUUCGAGAACGAUAACACCGACUUCAUCUACGGAAAAUCGCCUCUUUUGGUUUCCAACGAUGGAAGUGCUGCCGACGGUGGCUUCCGGACGUUCUCAGUGUCCAAUACCUCGAGCUUAACUGAGAAAUCCCACCAAAAGACUGGCCGCUCGAAGAUCGCUGUAGCUGUCCAAGACGUUGGUGGCCGGGACUUGAUCGUCAAUAUCCCGGCACCCGAUUCGUUAAUCAGGAUCUUCGAUGCUAAGAACGGAACAGAAGUCAAAAGCAACGAUAAGAAGCAGCUCGGAGAUUGGAGCACCGCGUGUGUAUGGCGUAGCCAGAAGAGUGGGGAGAGCUACAUCUUCAUGUUUGGAAAGAAGAUGGUUGUACAGUUUUUGAUUCGCAGUAGCAAAGCGCAGGUUGAGAUUCUGGAGGUUCAGACAUUCCCUGUUGCUAUUGAAGGCGAGACUUGCGCCGCGUUUACGGAUGGCCAGAUCUACUUUUCCGCUGAGGACAGACCUCUGUACUCGUUUCAAGCAUCCGAAACUACCCAGGCACCCGAAAUCAAGACUGUGGUUGAGGACAUUGAAGUAGCAGGACUUGCUGCUUACCACAGUGCGUUGACUGACUAUUUGUUCGUAGCUCACGACGAUGUCAUCGAUGUGUACGAUUCCGACAUCAAGCAGAAAGGAAGCAUUACAUUAGGCGGUAUUUCUGAACUCUCUAUUAAGGGCUCGCUUGCCAUACUUCAGUCUUCUGUGGCCGGUUACCCAUCUGGCGCCUUCGCAUUUGCUUUCGAGGGAGAAGAUGAUACUGGGGUGGUUGUAGGCUCCCUGGACGGGGCGCUCGCUGCCCUGAGCAUCAAGCCAAACACCCAAUACAGUCCCGCGAACAAAGCUUGCAAGAUGUGCGAAAGCUCCAUCUCCAAGACGUGUUCUAGCAACGGCUUUGCAUCUGGAAAGAGCUGUUCUUGUUUCGCCGGCUUUGCUGGCGACGACUGCUCCAGGUCCACCUGCGAAAACGAUUGUUCAGGCCAUGGCAAUUGUGUUGGCCCAAAUGUCUGCAAAUGCAAAGGCGCUUGGACUGGUCCAGACUGCUCUUUCGUUGCAGUUAAAGCAAAAUACGAGACUGAGGCCAACGGCGGAGACGGCGAUGAUCCCGCAAUCUGGAUACAUCCCACUAGGCCCGACCAAAGCAAGAUCAUUACGACGACCAAGUCUGCAGAGGGCGAGGGUUUCGGUCUCUUCGACUUACAAGGAAAGCUUCUUCAACAUUUGACUGCUCAGAAGCCAAACAACGUCGAUGUCAUCUACAACUUCACUCUUGGUACCCGGAAGAUCGACCUCGCGUUCGCGGCGUGUCGCGGUGACAACACUAUGUGCCUCGUUGAAGUCAACAGCACAGGCUACCUUAGCGACAUCCCUGGCGGUGUUCAAACGUUGCCAGAUGACUAUGAGCCCUACGGCUCCUGCAACUACCGUUCUCCGACCUCUGGCAAAGAGUACCUCUUCGUCAACAACAAGGAGGCCCAGUAUCUCCAGUACGAACUCAGUGCCACCGCUAACGGCACCUUGCAAACCACCCUCGUCCGCCAGUUCCAAGGUGGCUCGGGCGGCCAAGUCGAAGGCUGCGUUGCUGACGAAGGGGCUGGCUAUCUCUUCAUCGGCGAAGAACCACUUGGCAUCUGGCGCUACGAAGCAGAACCAACUGGCUCCGACACAGGUGCUCAAAUUGCCCAGGUAGGCGAUGCGAGCGGACUUCAUGCAGAUGUUGAAGGCAUCACCCUUGUGCCAGCCAAGUCGGGUCCAGAUGGCUACAUCAUCGUGUCCUCGCAGGGUAUCUCAGCGUAUCUGAUCUACGAGCGCGCACCACCUCACAAGUACGUCGAGACCUUCACCAUCGUCGACAACAAAGAGAAGGGUAUCGAUCACGUUAGCAACACAGAUGGAUGUACUGCUGUCAGGAACGCGCUGAACAAAGACUUCCCGAAUGGGCUGUUCGUCACGCAUGACGAUGCUAAUGAGCUGGCCGAAGGAGGUACAGCGGCAGAAGCGAGUUUCAAGUUGAUCAGUCUUGUUGAUAUCUUGGGAAAGGAAAGGGCAGCGAAGUUGGGGUAUUAG
Alternaria burnsii is the source of this 2196-nucleotide messenger RNA. RefSeq names its product thermostable phytase. The coding region runs from base 1 to 2196 and encodes 731 amino acids. Lineage: Eukaryota; Fungi; Ascomycota; Dothideomycetes; Pleosporales; Pleosporaceae. The transcript is spliced from 3 exons. Gene Ontology annotation, molecular function: inositol hexakisphosphate 3-phosphatase activity. The record is from RefSeq and is a predicted model, not a curated record.